This is a messenger RNA of Wyeomyia smithii (pitcher-plant mosquito), 10435 nucleotides long. RefSeq names its product nephrin. Gene Ontology annotation, molecular function: protein binding. The transcript has 19 exons. Lineage: Eukaryota; Metazoa; Arthropoda; Insecta; Diptera; Culicidae. The record is from RefSeq and is a predicted model, not a curated record. The coding region runs from base 2408 to 5317 and encodes 969 amino acids.
UUCGAAACGAUUCGGGUCGCUGUGGGUUCGGUUAUGACGCGCGCGUUCUCGAAGUAUAAUACCUACAUAGUCAGGUUCUGCCACACAAAUUGUGGUCCUCUUAUCCUGUUUUCGGUUCGCAUAUGCUUUAAAGCGGAGUGAGGUCACCGCAAAGCCGAGGUGAUAGCCAAGGCGUGACAACGAAUGGUCGCGUGUGCAUUCCGACAGUGUGACAUAAAGGGAUAAUAAACAAACAAAAAAAAACUACAUUUUUGCAACGGUUGUUAGAUCCUGUGGAAUUGGUGCAACGAAGGUGACACGAAGGAUAACGCAACAAGCAAACUGCAGCAGAGCACAAAAAAGUGUGUAGAAACAAGUUGUCGCAAAAAUAGCAAUGCUAAUAAACGUUAGCUCACCUGACAGGAGUGGAUUCGGGGUGUGCGGUAUUUUUUUUUGUGAGUGGAAAGUUCAACUCGGUCACCCAAGGGUAAUCGAUUAGUGCUGAAGUGCCUACCGGGCUAGAAGUGUGCUACGUAGUGCAGAGGAUAAAUUAUGUCAGGAUAACUGGAUUACUGAUGGUUCGCUAAGCCGCUGUUGCCGCUGUCCCUAUUUUUGGGGGUAAAUAGUGAGACAGUGGGAGGUGGGAGGCUGUGCUGCAGCAGCCAAUUCAAAGUGAUAGCAUGUGUGGUACGAGCUGGAAUCACCGCUUCCUCGCUGUCACUGGUGUAUGUGUGCCGUGAUUUAUCCAGCGUAAAUCGUUGUGAUUGAUUUAGUUUGCGCCGCCACAACGCUUGAAUUGCAAUAUUAAAUGAAUAAUUGAAUCGAUUUCGAGUCGAGUGAGUGCAAAAAAAUGGGAAAACAAAUCGAAUGAUUAAUUGGAUUUCAGUGCAGUGGAGAAAAAAGGUGUCCGAGCUAAUGAAUGUUAUUUGUGUGCUGUAUCGCGAGGAAGUGUUGACGCAAAUAUAAUACCGUCUGUAAUCGAGUGAGCAAACGAUACAUGCUAACACGCCGCAAAACGCGUCGCAUCCGUUGCCGCGAUUGAAUCUACAGGCGAAAAUUACGGUGCACACAAGUGGAAAAUUAAAAGCGAAUGCAAAACGCGGGUUUGGCAAAUACAAAGAAUGACCUACCUGCUGCUGCCGAUGCCGGAAAUCGGCACUGAAUGAUCGGCACCCCGCUGGUGGCCACUCGGUCUGGGUGCGACAUAUACUACUGCUGUCUACGGUGCAGAGAGCAGUAACGGCCAGUGAAGUGGAAAAAUCAUUCACAGUGAAUUAUUCAGUGGACACCGCGUGAACAGAUGCUCUCUGCGUGCACCAUUACGGCCGGGACCGGGACCGAGCAUCUAGGUUAGUGGAUUGCUGGUGCCACCGGUAGCGGAGGAGGACUCAAUCGGAACAAACAAUCGUUAACAGGAAUAUUGACGGAUUGGUUGGCCUACGGGCGGGCGGUCGAUUAGUAGAUUCGAGCGAUAAUAAACUCCGCACGUAGGAAAUCCGUCCUUAGGCAAGAUUCCGCGGCCGGAGUCGUCGAUCGACUGGCUUUAACUUGAAAGUGGAUUCCCAAACCAGCACAACCGGCAGACCGAGGACAGCAGACGAGGGGAUUUAUUUUAAUCAACCACGACGACGCAUAAAUCGGGUGUCACAUUUCCAUCUAUUGAAGCCGAGUCUUCGGGAAACUUUGGCGAAAUCGGAAUGAAUAUUCAAAAGCAACGGACCACUGCCGCAGCAGUGGUAAGCCCAACAGUGUAGUGUGUAUUGAGAGGAAGCAAGAAAAAAUCCCGAAUCCUGAACCCUAAUGGAGCUUUAAUCAUCCGUGGUGGAUACGAAGGAUUUGCCAGUCCCUCUGCUGGCUACCACCACUCCGACCGGACUGACGUUCGAUCUUGGGCGAGAGAUUUAGAUACAAAGAUGUGAUUGUGUUAUUAAUUUAGUCGCAAAACACAGAAAAAAAAGUGAGUGAGUGAAAACUCUUCGGAGUAACUUUUGAAAUCGUUUCCUGUCGAAAAACGAAAGUGCGAAGUUCCGGUCACUGGCUGGAUUACGCAGUGCCAGGCACGUGCGAAUGGAAUUGUAUGGAUAUGUUUCAGCAGCCUACGGUGGUCGUGAAAAAGCGUAAGAAAAAAGUAUCAUUAAUUACCAUCUAGCGGAAAAGCCGUUGUAGUGCGUGGGUAGUGAAAAAGAAAACCGAAAAAAAAAACAACAACAACAACAAAACGAAAUCCUUGGCCAAUUCCAAGGUCGACCAAGCUCGCGCGAGGGGUCAGAGAAAAGCAUAUUAAAUCAUCACUCCUAGUCCUAGUCUGGAUGUGAUUUGAGUUGUUUCGUUAUUUUUCUGCUUUUACUGCGGGAAAGAAAAAAGUCCGAAAGCGUGGAUGUGUUUGUGAGGUGAAAGGAAAGCAGCCACACGAGGGAAGAAGUGAAUAAUGGCAGAAUACGUGACAAAGCAGUAUUAUUAUUUAUGGAUUGUCGUUUGGAUCGUCGGGAUGCUGGACCUGGGCGAAGUGAGCCGGGGGAGUGCCCAGGGCAGCUCUCUAGUGGAAGCCAGCUCCGUCAUUGGCGAUGAAAACGGUCCCCUGUUCGAAGUACAAACAGCUGUCGGGCUAGACGUGUCACUUCCGUGCGAUCUGCUGCCGACGACGAUGACGAUGAUGACCGACAAGGUGACCCUGGUCAUCUGGUACAAGGAAGGCAACAGCAAGCCAAUCUACUCAUUCGACGCCCGGGGAAAAAGCCUGCAGCAGGCGAUUCACUGGUCGGACGAGGCGGUACUCAAGUCGAAGGCGUACUUCUACUACGAAACCAAUCCACCGGCGCUCCGGAUAAAGAACAUCAAACAGGAUGAUGCCGGUUUGUACAGAUGCCGGGUGGAUUUCCAGAAGUCGCCAACGAAAAACUGUCGGAUAGAUCUGGACGUGUUGGUGCCACCGUCGAAGGUGACCGUCCUGGACGAGCAGGGAGCGGCCGUGCAGAACAAUCUGGUCGGUCCGUAUCGGGAAAAUGCCGACAUCAAUCUCACCUGCGUGUCCAGCGGGGGCAUCCCAACGCCGAAGGUGACCUGGUGGAGGGAGCACGCCCUACUGGACGAUUCCUUCCUGGUGCUCCCGGAUGGAACGGUCAAAAACGUUCUCUACCUGGAGAAACUGACCCGGAGCGAUUUGCAUUCGGUUUACACGUGCCAAGCUAGUAACGGACAUGUGGUGCCUCCGCUGUCCACUGCUGUUAAGUUAGAUAUGAAAUUGCCACCACUAUUCAUCAGCAUGCAGGGCCUACGGGAUACCUUGACAGCUGGGAUCAAGACACAGGUCUCCUGUCUCACCGCGGGCAGCCGACCAGCGCCGAGCAUCGUAUGGAACAAGGGCGCAUCCAUCAUUCGGGGAUCGUCGCAAACGACAUCCAACGAUGGUAACGUGACCGUGUCGGAGCUGGUCUUCGUGCCCGGACCGGAAGAUAAUGAAAAAUCAAUUACAUGCUCAAUUAGCUAUACCGAAUUCGGGGGCCCGGCGAUCCAUCUCAAAGAUUCCCAGGUGCUGGACGUCAAACACGUUCCGGUGAUAUCGCUGUCACUCGGAGCACCACUCAACUCCCAGAACCUGAUGGAGGGAUCGGACGUGUAUCUGGAGUGCGACAUCAAAGCGAACCCACCGGCAAAAAAGAUCGAAUGGUUUCAUAAUAGCAAACUGCUACAGCCCGCACGCGGCAUAAUCAUCUCCAAUCAGACCCUGGUGCUGCAGACCAUCACAAAGGCGACCCACGGCGAAUACAUGUGUCGGGCGGCCAACACGCUCGGCACCGUCAACAGCAAUCAACUCUAUUUGGAUAUCAAAUAUCCGCCGGUUUGCAAAUCCGAGACACAAAUAAUACGUGCCGCUGUUAAGCAAACAGUUAACAUCACUUGCGAUAUCGACGCUAAUCCGAUGCCCAACCUGCUCUUCCGGUGGCAGUUCAAUAACUCACUGGAAAGCCUGCAGGAAUUACCCCCGUAUACGAAUGCCGCCGAAUUGGAAUCGCAUCAUCAGCUGGUACAGGCCGAGACCGAACUAGGAGCCCACGGGGACCGCCCCCAUCACCAUCACCAUUCGUCGCCAUCAUCAUCGUCAUCCUCGUCGCCAUCCUCUUCCACCGGUAAUCACUUGAUCGGACCGAACCUGGAGGAAAUGGUACGCCGGAAGCUCGAAAGGCAGCAGCAACCCCCAAAGCCGGCUCUGGUCGACGGGCAGCUCUACCUGUACCGGAUCGAGUCAUUCACCAACUUCGGAACGAUCACCUGUACGGCCACUAACACCUACGGGCAGAGUGGCCACUGCCUCUAUCAUAUCCUAGUGGCAGAUGUACCUGAUCCAAUUAAAAGUUGCACAAUAUCAAAUGUGACCGCUUACACGGUGCACGUGUCAUGCAUCGCCGGCAAGGAUGGAGGCAUUCCGCAGCAGUUCCACGUUGACAUUUUCGACGAACACACGAAAAAGCUCCUCUUCAGCAUCACGUUCCACGGUCCGGAGAUGCUGCUUAAAAAGCUUCCCAGCGAUACGAAGUUCAUCAUCAAGAUCACACCAUUCAACCUCCAGGGAACGGCCCCCACCAGCUACCGUGUCAAAGCGCAGACACUACCGGCACCACUGCUGCGCACCGCACCGUCGAAAGCCGUCCUCGUUCAACUGACGCCACUGCUGGGAGCGCUUGUCGGGGCAGCCGUGACACUGUUCCUUGUCGCCAUCUGCAUCAUCAUUUUCGUCAAGUUCAAAACGAAGAAAAAGCACCACCAGGCGGUGACGACCGAACAGGACAAAGGCAGUGCGGAACCGCUCAGCCGGAACAUCGGCAGCCAUUCCAGUAUCGACGACAAGAACCCGGACGUGAUACCGCACGAGAACAGCGAGGACGACGAGGAAAAACAGUUCGAGCGGCUAACGUUGGACACGGAACGGCUCAAAUUCCCCCAACCGGUGGCGGUGAACUUUUCGCCGCCACAUCUGUCACCCACGGGGAAUGGAUUGAAGAAGUUUGGUGAACUUUCACUGACAACCAAUCCGAGUUACGCGAUUUACAGCUCGCCAAUCCGGGGCGUCUACAGUAGCACCUGUAAUCCGGCUGGUGCAACCGCAACGACCGUGCUGCCAGCGCGGACAACCUCGCCGAACAUCUACACAAGACUGCCUUUGCGGGAUUUCACACCCAGCACGUACGAAAGCAUGCUCAGCUCAUCCCAGACGUCAUCAUCGUCCGGUGGCUGUGGCGCUGGCACUGGAAGCAGUGGCUACGCGACAUCACAAAUCUACACCGCCAAAAUGCCCCUGCUGACGACCAACUACGCCGAGCUGGCAUCACUGGACAAAUGAUAGCAGUAAGCAGGCGGAUUACGCAAAAUCGGCUUCCACAUGACAACCGUGAUCGCGUAUUGCGGUGAAAUAUUCAUGUCCCACACCUUUCCCCCUUCCUCCCUGAAUCAGCCCACAAAAAGUCAAUUGGAACAAUGCAGUUCGGGCUUCCCUAGUUCACAUCCAUGCAGGAAUCUUCUUGCCAUACGAAUAGUGUGUAGAUUGCGCUAGCCACAUCAUUCAUCGUUCACCACAAACCUAGUUAGGGUCUGUAGGUAUGCUUAUAAAAGAAAGAAGAAGAAAAAAACAAUAACUGAUCGAUAUUGUCUACAUGAAAAGAUCUUGUACAUAAUUUAAGUUCCGUUCUACUUAUUAAUAUUAUAAUCUGAACCGGUAGCUAAAUAGUGUAGCUAAAUUAUUGUUGAAAGGGAAUCAAAUGGCUUACUGUUGGGGUUGCUAACAACUGCAAAUCAAGAGAAGAGGAAGAGAGGGAUUUUAUGCGAAAUCAUCCAUCCGUUGGCUCUCAGAUUUCAGUGGAACUGUGUGAGUUUAGUGAUAUCGGUAAUUCAUAAAACUUUUCAAUUUCAAAAUUUCACCCAAAAAGUUUCUUUCGGAGAGGUGAUUUUUUUUUACUUUUUUGAAACUUUAAUGACUCAAAAGUUAUGAAAUUUCCAGAAUUUGGACACAUAGUGUUCUCAUCGCACUGUUUGAAAUUUCCAAAAAUGUGUUACUUACUAAACACUUACUACUUACUAAAAAUUUAAUGCAUUAUAAAACAAUCCCUUUUUCCAAUUCUUUUUAUUUUUGUCAUAAGAGCUGUCCAAAUGCUGCCAGCUGUACAAAUUUAAAACCACCGGGUGAAGUAGAAUAUACUAUUUGAGCAUUUUCAGAUAGAUUUUGAGAACGUUAGCAACAUGUAAUCGAGAGUUGUCGCGCAAAAAAAUCACUUUGCCUUUUCUUAUAUUGUGAUCAUUUUCCUUUGCCGCUUGGCUCAAAUGCAUCAUUUGUUAGUAGGUUUUUAGAUGGUUUCACCUCCAUUUCUGCAUUCAUUUUUUCUUAGAUUUUGAAAUCGCCAUUUUUGAAGCGUUAAAACCGGCAACUCCUUUCACUUAUGAAAUCUUCACUUGGGCUGAUAAUUUUCACUGUAAGCAAUAGAUAUUCAGUGAAAUUGAAAACUGAAGAAUUUGAAUUUUCAACGAACGAGCAAAAAAUGAAAAUCACGUUCGGUUUCAGUUGAGUGUGGUAAUGUUGGCUGUGAGCACUUCUGUGAUUUCACCCACACUUUAUUGCAGCGGUGUUUAAAGGAAUGGUAUAAAGGAAUGAAAUUGAUGUAUUGAUUCAUUAUGUUAAUUUAGUACGGUACACCUCCCCACUUUUUGGAGAAUGGUUUAACCAUUCGAAAAAAAAAGAAAAGAAAUAUAAAAAUGAAAUAGAACAAAUCGAAAAAUAGUUUCGAUGCCGGAAGACUUAAAAAUGCAUAAAACGUUGAAAUCUGAUGUUAUCUCGAGAAAAAUAUUACGCCGAAAAUCGUCUUUCAUGACCGUUUUUUUGGUAACCGAGAAUUUAACAUGGAAUAUUCUGGAAUUGGCUCCUAACAUGACUCACAACUCACGCCAAAUGAAAUGAAAACAACUUGAAUGUUCAUGAGGCAUCUUAACCAAUUCCCGCUCAUGGUGACUCUAGAGCACCAAGAAUUGUAAAGACUAUACCCCGACAAAAAAUGAAUUAUUUUAAAUUCUUUUUUCUACAAAAUCUUGCAUUUCUAAUGUACUUUUAACUUGGCAUAUCAAAUGUCAGCUUGAUUCAAUGUUUGAACUGUUAUCAAGAAAACUACAGGAGAAAGUCCGAAUUUUACGAUAAAAAAAUAAUGUGUGUUUUUAGCAACUGUUUUUCUAUAACAUUCAUUAUUCGUUUUUAUAGUAAAAAUAACUUUUACGUAGAUCUAUUGUUCAUUGAGUGUAACGGUCCAUAAAAUUAACAAUUUUUGUUCUUGUUCACUUGUUCCAUAAGUUUUAAAAUGGUGCCUCAGAGCACCACUGGGCAUACAGGAGACAAAAAAAAACCGAUGGCCCUAAAUAAACUAUAUAUCUGAUUUCAUAUUUUUGCUGGCCGUUCUUCUCACUACGUGGUGAUUCCAGUAGGGAAUGAAUCAGAAGCUUAUGAGAUGGGAAGCGACAUCGAAGAUGAAGUCGCUAUGUUUGCGAUAGAUCCAUUACCAGAUGAAGUUCAUGAGUAUUUUCCGAGACAAGCGAGGCAGAAGUAGAGACACCAGCAAAACGGGCCAAGAAAGAAAUGAAAGUGGGUCUAAACGCAUUGAAAGCGGACCAAAAACGAAAACUUACCAUUUCUGGGAAGAGGUUCAAGCCAAAAUCUAGGUACAUGACAACUCAGAGAUGAAGAAAAGAGGAGAACUCGGAUAUGACAAGCUCUUCAAAAUUCGUCCUUUCAUCGAUGCAGUGAGAGCCAAUUUUCUAGCCUAGAAAAUUCCUUACUCAAUAAAAAAUAAAUCAUCAAAUAGUCAUAAACUAAGUUUUUUUUCCAAAACUACAUUGUUUUCAUUAUUUUCUAUAGUAUUUGAUUGAAUACUUCAAAAAGUAUCAGAAAAUUUUUUUUUCGUGUUUUAAAAAAUGUCCCUGCUGUGCUCAUAGGUGCUCUGGAGCACCAUUUCAAAACUCGCUUUUUUCUUCAAAAUACAAUGUUUUACAGUGCUUUCAACUACCCUGCAAAAUAUUUUGCCUAAAUUGACCCGGAAAGUAUUUUUAAAUCAUGAAAAACCUCGUGAGCGGGAGAGGGUUAAACUUAAUUUUUAAUGAGGGUGGUCAAUUUAUUUUUCAUUUGGGUUGGGACCGCCAACCAAUGAAAUGAAAUUUGUUGAGUUUUUGAAAAACCACAAUAAGUAUAAAUGCUAACAUUUAUUUUUCUGUUUAACACUUAAUACCUUACAAAGGUAGACCAAUUAUUUUGAGGGAAAUUUUCGAGGGUCAUGAAAUCAAAACUUUGAGCGUUUCGAGGCACUCUUAUGGAUGUAAUCGAUUGAGUUGAAAUUUUGCACCGGUUCUGUUUUGCCCAAUAAAAAAAUAUACAUGAUCGGUUUUUGGAAAUUGGCAUGCCUAUUUUUGCAGCCACCCUAAUGCCUAUCUACGUCAUUGACAUCAUGCAAUGGUUUGGCUCAAAUCAAAUAUUUUUUCAUAUUAUGUAAGGCAUUUCAUUUUGUUCACUGACCAGAUCUGCACUGGAAAUGGGAGUGACACUGAAGAAUAAUUUCAACUUCGGAAUCAGAAUCAAAUGGGAAAACCAAAACUUUUCGGCGGCUUUAAAUUUGUACACCUGACAAAAAAAGUCAACAUUUGUUUAAAAAACUGUUUGUACAAUGAAUGAAGUUGAAAUACAUUCUUCUCUAGCAUAUAUUUUGUCCAGCAGCUUUUGCAACAAUUUGUUAAUUGGCUACAUUGCGCUGAAGCAGAGUGGAAAUGUAAAUAAAAAGUCGUGAGAAGCAAACAUUCUCUUCGAAGAACUGCUUUGGAGUAUACAAAUAAACCGUAUGACUCAAGAUAAAUAAUUUCUCAACAGAAUAUUCUCAACAGGAUAUAGCUAGUCUCGAUUCACUUUAAAUUGAUAUUUUGUAACGAAUAUUAUUAUUUCCAUCGACUCAAAAUAUAAUAACGAUCCUUUUAAGGACAAUCGCAAAUAUCACUGAAAAGUUUGACGAAGAAGAAUUUGCGAGAUCCUACGUCAAAAACGCGGUUGUGUCUCAGAUACAACCCUCUAAAUUUUUAUCGAAAAUGUAAUGAAAAUUACAUAGCAAGGGUAAAAAUAAUCAGCAAUGUUCAAGAUAAUUUUUGUGAUAAUAUUGUUUUUUAUUAAAAUCAAAUUAUUCUCAAAACUUUUUCGCGUUCUUUUCGCAGUUGUUAUUCUUCUCUUUAAUAAAUUGUCAAAUAUGCAAAACCAAUCUUUUUUCGAAAGAAAAAAUAGUAGCCGAGUCCUCACUCAAACGAAAUGCUUCUAACUUUUUCAAUUCUUUACCGAUUUUGGAUCUUGGUUCAUCAAAAGAUUGGACUUUUUUAUUUUUUAGUAUUUGGGACCGACUGGAACCGACUGGAACGAAUUUGAGCCCAACUGAUUUUUUUCCGAAAUGGUCUUUCCUGAACAGAUUCCCGAUCCUGAACAUGAUCUUGGAAAUCCGGAACCAUAUAGGAACCACCGCCUUUUGGGUCCCGUAUACUGAAAAAAGACAAAUUGUCCAAUCUUUUGACGAGUCAAGAUCUAAAGUCGGUCAAGAAUUGCAAAAGUUAGUAGCAUUUUAUUUUGGUUGGUACAUUGCCGAGUUUUUAAACGAGGACAAUUUAGAAUUGCUUCACUGGGUAUUGCAUCACCCAGUUCAAAUAUCGCAGUGCCCCCGAAAUAGUUUACCAUUACUUGAAAUUUGGCAUAUCUGCGUGUUUUCGACGGCCUUUAACCGGCGGUCUUCAGAAAAGUUGUUCAAAAGAGGUUGCAUGCAGAAUCCUGAAACUACGUGACGCUACAGUGAACGCAAUUCUUCGCAUUUUGACUUUAACUUAACUCAUGGUUCCGGCUUCCAAGAAAGCUGCGGUCUUCAACAAAGUUGUUCAGAAGAUUGAUUUGCAAGCAAUUCUUCGUACUUUGGCCUUGACAUAUCUGGCGGUUCUUACUUCUAAGCAAAUCUAAGCGGUCUUGGGCCAGUGCCACCAGUCGUGACAAUUUCAACUGAAAAAUCUUGCAACUUCGUGGGUAUUGCUGAACGAUGGAUGACACCGUUAUCCACAUGAAAAAAAAAAGUUUGGAUCCUUCUGACAAUUAAAUGAAAGCCGAAUAAUCUAAAUAUGUAGUUAAAUUUUCGAGAUAAGUUUUGUUCAUAACACUCAUUACCAAACGCACACUAGCGUCACGUAACAGUCACAUUUUCAACCAAGCUGUCCAUGAACCAACAACCGAUGAUCUUCUAAACAAGUUUCCUGAAGACCGCAGCUUUCUAAGUUGUUGGAAUCACACGAUAAUUUUAAUUCAAAAUACAGUCAGGCUGUUUCUCAAAAUUCUUUACGCGAAUAUUCGCAUCGACGCGAGUAGGGGACCAAAAUCGUCUAAUUGUUUAGGGACCAUUCAUUAAUGAUGUCACGCGUU